UGACAUUGCCACCAACUAGUGGCACUAUACUCUUCUCCCUUCCACAUAUCUACAACAUUUCCUAGGAUAUCAAGAUUUAGCUAAAAUAUUGCAUAGAAAUUUGGCUGUAACUAGUGAUACAGAAUUUUGCUAUGGAGGCUCUCAAUGCAGCAAGUUUGACACCUCUUUCAGUUUUUUCUGAUAGAAGAAAUGAACCCAAAAAAAUCCCAUUUAAGAACCUUUCAAAUUCAGCCAAUUUUAGCACCAAUUCAUCAAAUUCACUAGAUGGUCUAUCAAGAAAAGUUCAUGGGGGUAUAGUAGUACUUUCCUCAGUUUUCACUACAAGUUUAGCUAAUGCAUUAACAUAUGAAGAGGCACUUCAGCAAUCAACUACUAGUACUUCAACACCUGAUUUUGAUGCAAAUGCCUUUGUUGAAACUGUAACAAAUUUUGUAUCUGAAAAUCCUUUAGUUAUAGCUGGUGGUUUUGCUAUUUUGGCUUUGCCAUUAGUUCUGUCUCAGGUGCUUAGUAAUAAUAAGCCUAAUAAGAAAUGGGGUGUUGAGUCUGCUAAAAAAGCUUAUGCUAAAUUAGGAGAUGAUGAGAGUUCAGAAUUACUUGAUAUAAGGGGACCUGUGGAAUUGAGGCAAGUGGGGAGUCCAGAUAUAAGGGGUUUGAAGAAGAAGGCAGUUUCAAUUGUUUAUAAAGGUGAAGAUAAGCCAGGGUUCUUAAAGAAGCUAGCUUUGAAGUUCAAGGAGCCAGAGAAUACCACAUUGCUCAUUCUUGACAAAUUUGAUGGGAACUCUGAAUUGGUUGCGGAGCUUGUCACAGCAAAUGGUUUUAAAGCUGCAUAUGCAAUUAAAGAUGGUGCUGAAGGACCGCGAGGAUGGAAGAAUAACGGCCUUCCUUGGAUACUUCCGAAGAAAACAUCGAGUCUUGAUCUGGGCAAUCUGUCUGAUGCUCUUGAUGGUGUUCUCGGGGACGGUUCUGAUGCUGUUGCAGUAGGUUUAGGUGUAGCUGCAGCUGCCGGGCUAGGAUUUUUGGCGUUCGCAGAGGUAGAAACGAUACUUCAACUGUUAGGCUCAGCUGCACUUAUCCAACUGGUCAGCACGAAACUUCUAUUUGCAGAGGUCAGAAAGCAAACUCUGCAACAAGUUGAUGAGUUCGUCACCACCAACAUUGCUCCAAAGGAGCUUGUAGGUGAUAUUAAGCAAAUAGGGAUGGCUCUUCUUCCGACGCCCGUAACUAGCAAGUCUCUACCUGCACCUGCAGAAACAACUCCUGAAAUCAAUUCAGUCCCUAAACCAGAAGUCAAAGUAGAAGCUCUAACUGAAAUUUCAAAGCCACUUUCGCCAUAUCCUAGUUAUCCCGAUCUCAAGCCUCCAACAUCGCCGAUGCCUUCACAACCUAGUGGCAGUGUGGAGAAAACUGAAACAGUUUCCAAGGUAGAAUUAUCUGCCGAGUCUACUCCGGAAAUCAAUGAAGUCCCUAAACUGGAAGUCAAAGCAGAGGCACUAACUGGAAGUUCAAAGUCACUUUCUCCAUAUCCCAAUUAUCCUGAUCUCAAGCCUCCAACAUCGCCAAUGCCUUCACAACCUAGUGGCAGUGUGGAGAAAACUGAAACAGUUUCCAAGGUAGAAUUAUCGGCUGAGUCUCCAGAAAUCAAUUCGGUCCCUACACUAGAAGUCAAAGCAGAGGCACUAACUGGAAGUUCAAAAUCACUCUCUCCAUAUCCAAACUAUCCUGAUUUCAAGCCGCCAACAUCACCAAUGCCAUCUCAAGCAUAAUAUUGGACUUGCGGAUUCAAUAUAUAAGGUGUAUCAGCUCCACAAUUUCCAGUUGGCGGAGAAUUACAUCGCGAUAUUCUCUCUCAAGUAAAAGCUAGUUCCUCCAUGAAAUAUUGAUUUUGCACCACCUGCAUUUGAAGGAAAAUUCGUAACAGUAGGGAUCCAUAUACUCAUCAUUAUGUCCAUUUCCAUUCUUUAUAAUUUAUUGAUGGAUGUCAUAUAGAUCCAAUUGGUGUAUAAAACGUCAUGUUAUUUUGGCAAUACAAUCACUUCUAAGCAGAAGUGUAGCAAUAUAUAAUGAACAGAAUUUAUAUAAUUACAUACAUUCUGUGCAAAGAUUUUUUUU
Nicotiana attenuata is the source of this 2109-nucleotide messenger RNA. Its product is annotated as rhodanese-like domain-containing protein 4, chloroplastic. Bases 132 to 1763 code for a protein of 543 amino acids. NCBI's taxonomy places the organism in Eukaryota, Viridiplantae, Streptophyta, Magnoliopsida, Solanales, Solanaceae. The transcript is spliced from 10 exons. The record is from RefSeq and is a predicted model, not a curated record.